Molecule: messenger RNA, 141 nt
Organism: Phytophthora nicotianae INRA-310
Lineage: Eukaryota; Oomycota; Peronosporomycetes; Peronosporales; Peronosporaceae
Exons: 2
Coding region: 1-141 (46 amino acids)
Source: RefSeq, a predicted model, not a curated record
AUGGAACCUUCUAGAAGGCAGCGACGCAGUCAAUUAAUCAACAAGUUCAACAAGGCGCGCUCAAGAACACACAUCUCCUUAGAAAUGGCACGUGGGGCACUUAAAGGCGUUUCCAUCUUCUUCAAAGAGAACCCGUCGUGA